AUGUUGCCGAACCCUGCGCCGCAUCUCAAGCGGGCGCGGCAGAAGACCCCCAGCAGCCGCAUCCCCUCCCGCCACAGCGCGCGGCGAGCGGAGCCGCCGAAGCCGCUGCGCGGCCACGACGCGACGGCAAGGUCUGGUAGGUUUCCAGAUGUCGUUAGCGUCCACAGCUCCUCUAGCAGUAGGGGCACCACCGACUGCCACGCUGCCCGGCGGACGAGACCCACGAAGUCGCCCAGCUUGGGGAGCAGCGGCCACAUCGGCCUCAAUGUGGCGGAGGAGAUGUCGAGCAUGUCCGACGUCAUCAGUUUCGAGGAGGUCAGGCAGCAGCUCUCGCGGACGUCGGAGGGGCUUCAGAGCGUGAACCACAGAACGCGGGAGCUGAUCACUGAGCGACUCUACACGAGGUUUUCAGGGUCGCACGCCGCCGCCCGCUCGCUCUCCAUGGGCAAUGCCCACUCGCUGUCCAGCUCGGCGCCUUCGCUGGCUAUUGGCACGGGCGCCUGGGCAGCCUCGAGCGGGAUGCCAUCUUCGCCAAACUUUGGCCACCGGACCACGGAGUACUUGCCAAGGUGGCUGCGCCUGGGGCCGCUGUCGGAGGAGGUGCGCCGUCCCGCGGGCCCGGAGCGCCCGCCGCCGGGUCAGCUGGCGCCCCUCGUCCACACGUCGCUCGCCGAGGUCGGCGAGCCGAUCGGCAAGCGCGACACCCAUCUGACCUUCUUCAACAGGCAGCCCUCGGUGGCCCGGCAGUCAUCCGCGGAGGGCGGCAGCCCAGUCGUGCGCCAGCGCAUGGCAAGCGCGUUGGGCACGGUCUUCGCGCAGUCCGUGGCCAGGAACGCCCUCCGCCGGGUGCUGGCCAAGGAGGCCGCCCGCAAGCUGCUGCCCCACGUGACCGACGAGCCCGUCGAUGGGCCCCCGCGCAUCUGCAUCUUCUUCGGCGCUGGGCACGCGGGGCCGGCGGCCGAAGCGAUGGCCGUCGCCCUGGCGGCGGCGGUCGCGCCGCUCGGCGAGAGAGGGCUCGUGCUUCUGGCCGGGGAGCCCUCCCUGACCAAGGCCUUCGGCCUCGCCUACGGGGAGGCCGCGUUCGGCGUCCCGCUGUGGAGCGUCCUGCCCAACGACAGGGUCAGUGAGCUCCCUGGGUCAAUCGACCAGGAGAUCCACACCGGCUCUAGCGAGUCCGAGUGCCGAGACGUGUUCGCUCAGCUGGGGGACCUCUACUUGACGUUUGGGUCCGGGCCCGACGUCGAGGAGGUGGCCAGCGCAGUGGCCGCGCGGGGGGGCGGCCUGAUCCCCCUGGCCCACGACGCGGCCGGGCGCCUCGGCCUUCUCCACCAGUUCCCACAGCGGCUCAUCGACAGGGUGUUCUUCACGAGCCUCACGGCUUGGGAGCAGCUCAGACGCAGCGGCCUCUCCGCCGGAGACGCCGCGUCGCUGAUGGCCUCCGCCCUGGACUGUUUCCUGCGGGCGAGCGAGGCCCUCCGGCGGAGUGACGCGGAGGCCAUCGAGUUCGAGAUCGACGGCAUCAGGUACGCAGCGAAGGUAGUGGAGACGAGCGCACUGGCCACCCCUGCGCUGCCCGGCGCGACGCACCUGCUGGCGUAUUUCAGGCGGCCUGAGGGAGACAGCCGGGUCGAGUGGGUCACGUUAGAUGAGGGGUCCAGGCUGCUAACCGACACCUACGGCCACGAGGGCAUACCGUACCAGGUCGUGGCGGAAGUGGCCGAGGAGGCGUUGGCCAGUUUGCCAAGCAGCUUGAAACCCCACAAAACUGAGAGGGUGUCUGUAUGGGACGUUCAGAGGUACAUGACGGACUUCCACAACCCUACAAAGGAGAGCGCCACCCGCGAACACGACUUCGACCCCGCGUGCAUGAGGGUUUUCAAGCUUUGCUCGGUGCAGGGCGAGAUCCCCACUGAUCACCUGGCGGAGGCCUGCUCGCAGUUGGGCCACUGGAUGAUCAACAGGGAGUGGAUACAGGAUCUAGUGCGCAGUAAGUUCAACAACGUAGCCUUUUUGGACAAGAGGGAGUUCUUCGUGUUUGUCAGCAAAUACCAGGAUCUUUUCAGUGCCUGCAUGAAGGAAAGGUUCAACGCCGUGGACAGGCGGAGCGUCGGAAGGCUUGGGCAUGCGGAGGUGGCCCAGUUUCUGCGGAAUAUGGGAGUCACGCCUGUAAAGGGAGUGGUCGAGGAUCUCAUGGCAGAGGCCAGUAAUGAUAAGCAGCGCACGCCACUGGACCUGGACCAGUUCACGGCACUCAACCGCAUCAUCUGGAUGCGAGUUGGUUUCACUCUCAGCGAGGCCGACUUUCUGAUGAAAGACAUCCUUGCUCGCUACCCGGCCCUCGCAUCCAGCGACCUCAGCGAGGCCGGGUUUGAGCAGCUAGCGCUAUGCACGAGGUGGCUCGGAUAUCCCGCCACGCUGAAGCAUUGGGAGACGCUUCCUGGAGUCGAUCUGGAUGACAGCCCUGCCUCUGCGGUGCCUCACGGGAGGGACUUCCUUGCCCUCAUGCGGGCGUUGAGGGAGCAGUGGGUCAAGACGGUGCAGGACGCGUUCAGUUCCACCGAUCUCGAGGACGGUGGCGACCCGGUGGGGUACGGCAUCUUGGACCCCCGAGAGCUCGAGGCCUUUGUAAAGAGGGUCGGCUUCGUGGCGAUGCCUGAGGCCGUGCAGGAGGCCGUCCGGGACUGCCACCUCGAGGGCAGGAGGGGCUUCCUCUUGGAGGACGUCUACGAGGUCUUGGAGGCCCUUCGCCAGAAGGAGUGCAUGACGCACAGCGAAGUCGAGGACUCAGGGGCAACGAAGUACAGCGAUGGCGGCAAUGCGGGCCUCACUGGCGUACCGCUGAGCAGCGCGCUGCGGCAGGCUGGCUGGGCACUGCCGGUGACGGAGGUGCAGGACAUGCUCCUAGGCUUCGAUUUGGACAAAAGCGACAGCAUUUGCGAGGUGGAGUUCGUCAAGCUUGGGAAGAAGCUCAGGGAAGAUCUGAUCCUCAAGCUGGAUGAGCAGUACGAAGAGAAAGAACUACACUUGCCAGGCAAGAUCACCGAGAGCGAGCUCCGCUCGGCGGCGAUGUGCCACCUGCCCUUCAGGGUCGACGUCCAGCAGGUGCAGCUGAUCUGGCACGAGUGCGGGAGCAGGUUCGCUGAGAGGGCCGACAGGUGGGACUGGCUGAGAUUGGUGCUCGCCUACUGGAGGGCGGUGAGGGACAAGCGCCGCGAGAACUUCGGGUUCGACAACCAAGACGUUCGGAACUUCCUUGCACGGUUCGCCCGCCACGCGGGCGGUACUGGCGUGAUCACGCUCGCAGACAAGAACCUUGCCAGCCUCCUCGACGAGACGUUCCCCACCAUGCGGGUCAACUUGAAGGCCUACCAGAAGGCAGCGGGCUGGCUGGCGGAGGUGGGGCGGCGCAGGGACCCCGUGAUCGACUUCACCGAGUUCCUGCGGAUGAUGCGGCAACUGGAAGACGAUGCCGACGAGGAGCCUCUCGAGCAGUGGACGCCCGGAUCGCGGCGGACCUGUCCCGCGACGAGGUGA
Prorocentrum cordatum is the source of this 3534-nucleotide messenger RNA. The record is from the annotation of a GenBank genome assembly. NCBI's taxonomy places the organism in Eukaryota, Dinophyceae, Prorocentrales, Prorocentraceae.